AUGUCAUCACCAGUGGCAAAAAUGGUCUACACUAUCUUACUUCCUCUCAUCUUCCUGUUCUUCAAUUGUGUGGAAGCUCAGAACGGCGAUCAAAACCCGAAUCCUCCAAACUAUAAUCCACUUCCACGUAGCCCUAAUCAGUAUAAUGGCAACAAUCUAAGGAAUUCGUUUACCGCUCGCCCCAAUCCACUUCCACCUGGCACUUUUAAAGAUGGAGUGUUCAUUCCCGACCGGGGUAGGAAAUCAAAAGAAAGGGUAGAGCAGGAAGACAAGAACAGCCCAAAACACUCAGGCGUAGGCAAUGGCAAUGGCAAUAUUGGAGUCAUUAGCAACAAUGGUUGCCUAGGUAUAACAACAGAGAAUGGUCAGACGGUGGUGAAGGCGACGAUUGGCGGAAAAUCCUACACGGCUACGUUCCCGGGGACCAACACUUCGAUCUCCACCUCUACGGCCACCAACUACAAAAAUGGACGGCUUGAACACACAUUCAAGAUCACUGUAAACAACGAAACAUACGUCUACACGACAGUCAACGGCAAGACGACUGUAACCAAGUGUCAGGAACAGCAGGUCAAUGACGGUGGACCAUUCAAGGUUACUUCGAAUUAG
Molecule: messenger RNA, 609 nt
Organism: Haemonchus placei
Lineage: Eukaryota; Metazoa; Nematoda; Chromadorea; Rhabditida; Trichostrongylidae
Source: the annotation of a GenBank genome assembly